This is a messenger RNA of Thermothelomyces thermophilus ATCC 42464, 1404 nucleotides long. RefSeq lists its product as uncharacterized. The transcript has a single exon. Gene Ontology annotation, molecular function: peptidyl-tRNA hydrolase activity. Bases 465 to 1070 code for a protein of 201 amino acids. The record is from RefSeq and is a predicted model, not a curated record. Lineage: Eukaryota; Fungi; Ascomycota; Sordariomycetes; Sordariales; Chaetomiaceae.
CAAAAAGCCGCCGCAAGCUCAUCUCUCAGCCAAACCUCACGAGCCGGUGACUCACGCGCUGGGAGGGCUCCUCCACGGAAGGAUUAUAAACGAUCGCAAGAGUCGGAGUCGCUCUUUUUUGAGAACGUUCUUUCUUUUUGCCUUGUUCUCGCCGUUCCUUCCGACAAAGUUCCACGUGUUCGCGCGAGUCAGCCCUUGGUUUAUCUCGAUCGAAGUAGCAGCAUCAAACGCCAAAAAGAGACCGGAUAACAUCAGCAGCGGCAGCAGGGGGUCAUCCCCGCAUUCGUCCAGACACCAUUGCCGGUAUAGCGUCCUUUAUGCCCGCUGAACUGGGCCAUUGGCCACCGAAGAAGACACCAAGGACGACAAGAGAGAGAGAGAGGGAGCGAUUCUUCCCCAGCGCGACGGACUCCGGCGAAACCACCGAAUCAUUUCUCUUCCUCAUCCAGCCGUCAGACGACGCCAUGUCGCUACGACGUAUCCUCGUAGUCAGCCUCGGCAACCCGGGCGAGCUGCGCAACACGUACCACUCGGCGGGCCACAUGGUGCUGGAGGCGCUGCAGAGGACGCUCGGGCGGGAGCAGCCGCCGUUCGCGCCGGCGCGGAUCGGCAAGGCGAGCGCGCUGGCGUCGAUCGGGGCGCGCUACUCGCUGCUGCAGAGCCCCGCCGUCAUGAACGUGUCCGGGCCGUGGGUCGCCCGGGCGUACCGGGAGCACCUGAGCGAGCGGGGGCUGGCGCCGUCCGAGGUCGGGUUCGUGCUCGUGCACGACGACCUCGAGGAGGAGCUGGGCGUGGUCAAGAUCCGGGACUGGAAGCGGAGCCACCGCGGACACAACGGCAUCAAGAGCGUCAACGGAGCCCUCCAGGCCGACCCGGCCGGCAAGUGGGCGCGCGUCUCGAUCGGCAUCGGCAGGCCGGACGCCCGGGACAAGAGGUCCGUGUCGGACUUUGUGCUGAGCAAGGUGCCCCGGCACGAGCGCGGCGUCCUGGAGGGGAGCGGCAGCCGGGGUUUAUUCGACGCGCUGGCCGAGCUGGAGAGGAAGUGGGGUGGGACCAACUCCAGGUUGUAGGCAUUUGGGUUGGAAUGAAUGUUCCAAUACGUGUUUGUUCCUGUGAUACCCCUGUCUUUGUUUGUGGAUGUUUGUGGGAUGUUAUCAUUUGUCAGCAAUAGACGGCGCGAUUAAUGAUCUUCGAGGGUAGCCAUUGAGGUGGGCGGCCCUUGCAUGAGGAGAAUGUACAAUAAAAAUAGACAUCUUCAUGGAUGGGUUAGGCGUUUGGAAAGGUAUCGAACUAGGGAUGGCCAUGUAACGACACUAAUUAGUGAUGCAUCUGUGAUCAGUAAUCGUGACAGUUCGGCAACACACGAUGAGUAAACGAUCCUGAGACUCCAAGGAAUUGUUGAAU